Messenger RNA from Rotaria sordida, 4392 nucleotides. The record is from the annotation of a GenBank genome assembly. NCBI's taxonomy places the organism in Eukaryota, Metazoa, Rotifera, Eurotatoria, Philodinida, Philodinidae.
AUGCCACAAUUACUUUAUCAUCAUCCUCCACCACCACCGGAACCAAUACCACCUAUUCCACCUCGUAUUCGUUCACGUCCACCAUCUCGACAACAACAACAACAAACAAUAUCAUUAACAUCUAAUCAUCAAAAAACAAAUUUUGUUCGACUUGAUGAUUUACCAUUACCUGAUCGUGAAUGGCAAUUACUUGAAAAUAUUGGUGAUGGUACCUAUGGAGAAGUAUUUCGUGCAAAAAAUAUUCGUAAUCCUGAUUUUAAUGCUGCUGUUAAAAUUAUGCAUUUAACUAAUGAAGUUCUCGAAGAAAUUGAACAAGAAUAUCGUGUACUUCUUGAACUUUCAAAUCAUGAAAAUCUUUGUCGUUUUUAUGGUGCUUAUUUAAAACGUGGUUCACCACCAUUACCACCUCCACCUCGUAAUCCAAUUAUUUCAUCACCAACACUUAUUGAUAAAACAAGUUUACUUUCCGUAGAAACUAAUUCAAUAAAUAGUUUUAUUAGUCCAACAGCAGCAUCUACAGUUUAUCAACUUGAUCAAUUAUGGUUAGUUAUGGAAUUAUGUACAAGUGGUAGUGUUACUGAUUUAGCUAAAUCAAUGCUUAAAUCAAAUGAACGUCUUGAUGAAUCAAUAAUUGCUUAUAUUAUGCGUGAAACAUUAAAAGCUUUAUAUCAUCUUCAUUCAAAUAAUGUUGUUCAUCGUGAUGUUAAAGGUCAUAAUAUUUUAAUAACAGGUGAUGGUCAUAUUAAAUUAAUUGAUUUUGGUGUUAGUGCUUAUCUUAAUCUGACAAAUGGACGACGUAAUACAUCAGUUGGUACACCAUUUUUUAUGGCACCUGAAGUUAUUGCAUGUGAAAGACAAAUGGAUUGUAAUUAUGAUACACGUGCUGAUGUUUGGUCAACUGGUAUUACAGCUAUUGAAAUAGCCGAAGGUGAACCUCCACUUGCUGAAAUGCAUCCAAUGCGUGCACUUGUUUCUAUACCUCGAAAUCCACCUCCAUGUUUACGUCAACCUGAAGAAUGGUCAAAUGAAUUUAAUGAUUUUAUUCGUCAAUGUUUAAUAAAAGAUUUUGAAGCUCGACCUACAGUUGCAUAUAUGUUAAAUCAUCCAUUUCUAACGCAAAUACCUACUGAUGGUAUUGAAGCACGUCGUCAUAUUGUACAAAUUGUUCAACGUAAUAAACGUUGUUAUGAUUUAUGUGUUAAAAAAACAAGUCGUGAAACAUGUGGAGUUAAAAAUGGACAUAUUAGAGGAAAAUCAGAAACAUGUUCAUCAAUUGCUAUUGAAACAGCAACAAUAGUAUAUUCACCAACUGUAGAGCCAAUUAUUCAAUCUUCAAAACGUAUGUUACAAAUGAUUAGUAAACCACAUGAAAGUCAUAAACGACCAGCACCACCACCACCUAUUGACAAUGGAUGUCAUAAUCAAAAUUAUAAAACAAAACGAAAAUCUCAAUCUCAACGACAACAAAAACAAAAACAAAAACAAAUAUCAAGUGAUAAUCGUUCAUCACAAGUUUAUUUAUAUGAUCAAAAUUCUGAUGAUAUAUCUCUUCGUCAUCCGUCAAUGAAAAAAAAAUCUUCUAAUAACUAUUUUUAUAAUUCAACAUAUGAUUCAUAUUAUCCAAAUAAUUCCAUAUCAACAGAUGAUUUAGCACAAUUAGAAAAUUUUGAUGAACAAUCAAUAAUGACUUAUAUGUAUAAUAGAUUUUUAUCAAAUCAAAUUUAUACUUAUAUUGGUGAUAUUCUUGUUGCUGUUAAUCCAUUUCGUUCAUUACCUAUAUAUGGUAAAGAUGCAAUGAUACGUUAUCGUUCAUGUAUAAAACGUGAACAACCUCCACAUAUAUAUGCAUUAGCAGAUUUUACUUAUCAAGCUAUGUUACAUGAUUUAGAAAAUCAAUAUAUUGUUAUAUCAGGUGAAAGUGGUUCGGGUAAAACUCAAUCAGCUAAUUUUCUUGUUAAACAAUUAACAUUUCUUGGUAAUGCACCAAAUAAAGGUUUACAAGAAAAAAUUCUACAAAUUAAUCCAUUAAUUGAAGGUUUUGGUAAUGCACGAACAAUAAUUAAUGAUAAUUCAUCACGUUUUGGUAAAUAUCUUGAAAUGUUAUUUACUAGACAAGGACGUGUUACAGGUGCACGUUUAUCAGAAUAUUUAUUAGAAAAAACUCGUAUUGUUAAUCAAGGACAUGCUGAAAGAAAUUUUCAUAUUUUUUACUAUUUAUUUCAUGGUUUAGCAUCAUCAUUACCAAAUGAUGAACAAGCUUUUUAUUUAUCUAAAAAUCAAAUAUAUAGAUAUUUAAAAACUGAUUUAAGUGAUGAACAUGAUUUAUCAGAAAAUUUUAAAGAAAAAUUUAAAACAAUUGAAAAAUGUUUUGAAAUUAUUGGAUUUCAAUAUGAUGAAAUUAAAUCAAUUUAUCGUAUAUUAGCUGGAUUAUUACAUCUUGGAAAUAUUAAUUUUCAUCAAAAUGAAGGAUAUUUUAUUGAUGGUAAAACAUGUUUAACAGAUCGAUAUUUAUUAAAUAUUGUUUGUGAAUUAUUUGGUUUGGAUAUAACACAAUUUGAUUUAGCAUUAACAACAUGUAAUAUUGUUACACGAGGUGAAACUAUUCAACGUUCAACAACAUUACAAGAAUCACAAGCAACAAGAGAUGCAAUGGCGAAAGCACUUUAUAAUCGUUUAUUUUCAUGGAUUGUUAAUCGAAUUUCAGCACUUCUUUCACCAUCAGCUAUUAUAUCAAAAGAUAAAUCAAAUACAAUUCUAGAUGAAGAUUCAAGUAUACGAUCAUAUACAGUUAAUAAUUAUAAUACAAAUAAUAAUAAUAAUCAAGAUGAUCAAAGUGAAAAUGAAGUUGAUGAAAAUUUUGAUACAGAAUGUGAUACAAAUAAUCCAAAUUUAACAAUGAUUACAUCAUAUCCACCACCAACAGUUAUGUGUGCAAUGCGUCGUACACUUGAUUAUCUUGAUAUGACACCAUCAUCAACAAAAUUUUUACUUCAAUUACAACAAUCUGAAGAUGAUAAUGAUGAUGAUAUUGAUGAUAAUCUUUUAAAUAUAAAUAAUAAUAAUAAUAUAAGUAAUAAUUCAUCACCAUCACCAUCAUCACCAAGUCCAAAUAGUAAUAAUCAAACAUCGAAUAAAAUAAAUGAUUUAAAUAAUAAAUCAUUAUCUGAACAUUGUCAAAAUGAUGAUAAACCAAUUAAAAAUUUAAUUGAUAAUUGGACAAAAGUUGUUGCUGCAUCAUCAAAUGGUAUAUCAAUGAUUGAUAAAAAAAAUUUUUCAUCAAAACAUGGUCGUUUGAAUUUAUCAAAUCGUGCAACAAGUGAAAUAAAUUUAUCAUUAAGAAAACAAACUGUUGAAAAUAAUCUUAAAAAACAUUAUCAAUCAUCAAAUAAUCUUUCAACUAAUACAAAACAAUUAUCAUCAUCAUCACCAUUUUCUAUUUCAACAAUUAAACAAAAUACAUUAUUAAUCCAACCAAUUAAUGAAUUACAAAAUGAUAAUAAUGAACUUAAAAUAGCUAUUUUAGAUAUAUUUGGUUUUGAAAAUUUUUCAACAAAUACAUUUGAACAAUUAUGUAUUAAUAUAGCUAAUGAACAAAUUCAAUAUUAUUUUAAUCAACAUGUUUUUGCAUGUGAAAGACAAGAAUAUAUUAAUGAAAAUUUAGCUGUUUUACCAUUGCCACCUAAGAUGGAUUUUACAUUUUAUGAUAAUAGACCAUUACUUGAUAUGUUUCUUAAUAAACCAGUUGGAAUGUUAGCAUUAAUUGAUGAAGAAAGUCGUUUUCCAAAAGCAACUGAUUAUACAUUAGUAGAUAAAUUAAAUGCAAAUUUUUCUAAUUCACCAUCAUAUAUUCGUUCAAAAUCAAGUUUUUCAUCGAGUUCAAUAUCUUCAGUAUCAUCAUCAACACAUCAAUCAAUUCCAUCAUUUUCAAUAAUACAUUUUGCUGGACAAGUUCAAUAUGAUGCACGUGGUUUUCUUGAAAAAAAUCGUGAUUAUUUAGCACCAGAAAUUAUACAAAUUUUACGUUCAUCUAAUGUACAAUUAAUUAGUACAUUAUUUCAAUUGCCAUUAACAAAAACGGGUACAUUACAAGAAAAUGAACCUCAACGUUAUAAUCCAAUACAUACAGAAUCAAAUUUAGAUUUAAUAAAUACAUUAGUACCAUUAAAUGCUAGUCAUAAUCGUAUACAAGCAACUGUUACAACUUAUUUUCGUUAUUCAUUAACAGAGCUUUUUUCAAAAAUGAUACAUGGUUCACCAAAAUUUGUUCGUUGUUUUAAACCAAAUAAUGAUCGAAUACCUGGUUGUUUUGAUACUCAAACUGUUCUUGAACAAUUAAAAUAUAGUGGUAUUUUAGCGGGUAAAUUUUCUUUUGAUAAGUGUGAUUUAUAUUGA